This is a messenger RNA of Aplysia californica (California sea hare), 1041 nucleotides long. RefSeq names its product transmembrane protein 117. The record is from RefSeq and is a predicted model, not a curated record. Gene Ontology annotation, biological process: intrinsic apoptotic signaling pathway in response to endoplasmic reticulum stress. Lineage: Eukaryota; Metazoa; Mollusca; Gastropoda; Aplysiida; Aplysiidae.
CGGAGGCGGGGCAAAGCUGACGAGACGUCAAGAUGACAAAAAUUGAAGAUAAAAUCGUGCUGAGCCCCAAAUCGGCGAAGUCGAGCGUCAACGAUGCACAAGAUGGAGGACAGGAAUCAGGAAGUUACAACAACAGUGCUUUAGAAGAAGAGGAGGACUGCUAUGCUGUAGGGAGGACAGCGACCCCAUUGCCCAAGAUCACCAAAGUUGAAGGACUUUGCAUUGUGGAGUCAGAUCUGCCGGUCACUCAGACGAGUGACAGAAACAACAAUGCAGAUCAGAGUGUUGGGGGGACUGAGAUGAAGAAACUCAGUCGCAAGAAAGUAACGGACGAGCAGAGCUUAGAGGAAAACAAGCCACUGAAAAUCUCUGUGCAACGAGUGAGGAAAGGCAGAGGAGAAAGCAUGGAGGAUGACACACGUAUGGAGGAUAUCAACCUCCGAGACGAUGAUGGAGAUGUUGAGACGGCAGCUGCAGCUUCAAACGAAGAUGGGGAUGCCUUCGACAAAUUAGAGAGCGGUGGCAGGAAGAAUGUUACCCCUGCCUUUGAGAGUGCCGUGGAAGCUUUUGUGAGUCGCAAUGGGAAAAAUGGGAAGCCAGACCGUAACAAACCUCAGGAUGAAGGGGGAGGAGAUAGAGCAGAAAGCGGAGGGGAGACAAGACCGAAACCUGUGCCUUUUUACAUCUCCAAUGGGGCAGGAAGAACAGACAGUUCUGAGAUUGCCACAAAAGAUGACGUAGAUGCUGGCAGUGUCUAUUCUUUGUUCAUGGAGAAGGAUUUUCGUUAUCAUUUUCAGCACCCAUAUUUUCGGAUUUUCACUGCGUACUUUGUGACAUUUUGCAACUUUCUUAUCUAUGCUGAGGAUCCAGUAGCCCACAGUAGGCAGGAGUGCAACAUCCCUGUUAUUGGAAACGACUUUUCUUUUGUGUGUAUGAAGUGGUUACCCAAUGCAUGGAGUCUGCUCAAAGUUCUGCUGUGGAUCACCGGCACGCUAGUUGGACUAAUCAUUGGAAAGAUUGUGUUUCACACUCUGCUAUUCA